AUGAAUUGUAGAAAUACAAUACAAAACAUUAUAGGCAUUUAAUUUAAUACAAGAGAAAUCGAGUAAGAAAUUUCAAAAAAUGCGUGUUAUGCGAGUUCCGUUGAAACUUCUUAUGGUGUCAGGAUGUUGGCCACCAGUUUCCUGGUCCUCGCUGUGCAAACAAAUAGUAUACAACACAUAUACAAUUCUCGUAUGUUUACUACUGUUCACCUUUAUGGUGCCACAAUUCGUGGAUGUCAUCAUGCAUAUCAAAAAUCCCGACGAUUUCACGGAUACUCUUUACCUAAUGCUGGCUAUGAUGAUGGCUUGCGCCAAAAUGCUUGGUCUGCUAAUGAAUCGUAAAAACAUCGAGAUAUUAACCAAUGCGUUAAUGGAGAAACCAUUUAGACCAUUGGAAUCGGAUGAGAUCAAAAUUCGACAGAAAUUCGAGAACAUCAUACAGACCAAUACUAUAUGGUAUGCUAUCAUGCUCGAGACGACAUGUACGUGCAUGAAUAUAUCAUCCUUUUUUACGGACUUCCGGAGAGGAAAUUUAGCAUACAGGGAGUGGAUACCAUAUGAGUAUUCAUCCGGUAUAAUGUUUUAUAUUAUUUACUUUCGUCAAUUAAUAAGCAUGACGGCUGGAUGCGCCGUGAACGUUGCCGGUGACUGUCUGAUCUGCGGAUUGCUGUUGCAUAUUUAUUGCCAGAUCGAGAUCUUGGAGUGUCGGUUGAAGAAAUGCUUACGCGGUCGAGGCAGUUUGGGUGAAUGUGUACAUGAACACGACCGUAUCUAUAAGAACAACACGUUAUACUGCUUCGUUCUGGUCGGGUCGACGUGCGUAUGUAUAGCUCUGACUUCCCUAUUCACAAACUUCAGAAGAGGGAACCUAACGUACAAGGCAUGGUUACCGUUCAAUUAUUCGUCCCCCGUGUUAUUCUACAUCACGUACGCUCAUCAAUUGACAAGCAUGGCAACGAGCGCUUUGGUCAACCUCGCCUGCGAUUGCUUCAUCUGCGGGCUCCUGCUGCACGUUUGCUGCCAGAUCGAGAUAUUGGAACACCGGCUGAACAACAAGUCACAUACUUGGGAAACCUUGCGCGAAUGCGUACGUCACCACGACCUUAUAUUUGACUUCGCCUUCGUGGUGAACAAUAGAUUCGCAAAAAUAAUCGCUAUUCAAUUCAUAACGAGCACGCUAGUGGUAUGUUCCAAUUUGUAUCAAUUAGCCCAGACAACAAUGAGCGCAGAAUAUCUUCCACUAAGUCUUCAAUUGACCGAUCGUAUUUUUGAAAUGAAUUGGCCAAAACUGAAUAAUAAUUUCAAGAAAACUCUUCUAAUGAUUAUGAAUCGAGCAACGAUACCAAUCGAGUUUACCAGCGCCUAUCUGUUUUCCAUGAAUCUUGAAUCUUUUGUAGGGGUUAGUAUUGAGAAAAUUUAUAAUUUUUGUAGCCGAUUUUAUUGAUGAAACAUUGCUUAUGUUAUUUUUCUUUUUUUCCCCUUAGCUUUAUAUUUAGAGUUUGUACACACCUAACACAUUUGCAUUUUACACUAAUAAUUUCAUUAAAUAUAGAGAGAUUUUAAGUUUUUAAUUUAUAUUGCACUAUCACUAAAAAAAUUGAUUGUUUGAUUUUGUGACUCUAAAAAAUGUUUU
Messenger RNA from Formica exsecta, 1633 nucleotides. RefSeq lists its product as uncharacterized. Gene Ontology annotation, biological process: sensory perception of smell; detection of chemical stimulus involved in sensory perception of smell. Bases 80 to 1444 code for a protein of 454 amino acids. The record is from RefSeq and is a predicted model, not a curated record. Gene Ontology annotation, cellular component: plasma membrane. The transcript is spliced from 5 exons. Lineage: Eukaryota; Metazoa; Arthropoda; Insecta; Hymenoptera; Formicidae. Gene Ontology annotation, molecular function: odorant binding; olfactory receptor activity.